UAGAGUAAGCAUUAUUGCUGCUGGUUUUCAAUUGGACAUCAAUCUCCAUACAUGUAUGAAUCCACAUUAAUUAUGAAAGAGCUUGUAUUCCUAUAAAAGCGUUCUCCGUGUGGUAAGAUUAUACAGUCUGGGUGGUACACGCAUAAUUGACCUUAGUGACUUUAUAAGAAAUAUUUAUUAGGUUCACUAUGAAGCUGAUUAUCAUAGCGAUGUUGUUAUUUAUGAAAAUAAUUCAAUUGGACUGUUUUAAGAAGGAAAUCAUUCAAAGUUUUGCAAAUCGGAAUAAAUACAAUUGCAUCGUUUUCUUAACUGCGAUAACAAACGAAUUUUAUGCCCAAAAAACAUUGCUGGAAUUGACUAAAAGUUUAUCCAGCACUAUUCUGAUUCCAAUAAUUAUCAUAAAUUUAAAAACCGAGCGAAGAAAUCUCAAAUUAACGUCGGACAUCCAAGUUUGCUCGAAACCUCUAAUAAGCAUCGAUUCUGAAAAUUCGACGGAUAUAACAGAAAAUGAUGUCUUUUUCACCAGUCCAUUACCUGGUAGUCUCUGGCUUAUGUUCUUGCCAGAAAAUCUCAUAGUAGAACGGGUCUUUUCCGGAAUAAUUAUUCCUAUAAAUGUGGAAGUGAUAAUAACUAAGAAAAAUAACAGUGGCUACAAAUUUUGGCACAUGUAUCGACCAGGUCUUGAAUCGCCAUUAAUAAUGCGGUAUUAUGGUAAUUGGACAUUAUCGAACAGUUUAAUGGUCCCUCACCGAUAUUUGCUGUGGCAAAAAGUAACUCUAAAUGGAAUCACACUACGUGCUGCUACAUUUAAAAGUGAUCCAUUCGUCAACGUAUCAUUUAGGAUUAACCAUAAGUAUCUGAUGCUUACUUGGCUGAUUUUGGAAAAUUGUCUUAAUUUUACAACGAAAUACGUCCCUUGCAUUGAUAACAAGUGGGGUGAUUUCAAAACCAAUGGUAAUGUAACAAAGGGAACAGGUGUGAUAGGAAUGCUAAUAAGAAAAGAAGCUGAUGUAUCCCUUUUAGGGUUUAGUUUAACAUCUAAAAGAAUCAGAGUGAUAGCCUACAAUAUCGUACUCACUCAAACAAGAUUUCAAGUGUACAUCAAACGUGACCAGAAUGAAUCAAAACAUUGGAUUAGAUGGUGGUUCUCACCAUUAACUACAAACUCAUGGUACUGUGUUAUCUGCAAUGUUCUACUGAUAAUAGCAGUGCUGCAACUUUUCAGCUUUGUAAUCAAAAGAUUCCGAAUUGUAUGUCAACAAUAUCCCCUCGACGCUUUUUUUCAAAUUCUUACAAUAAUAUUCCAACAAGGUAUAAAUAACAUAAUAAAUUAUUUAAUGAAUAUUUCUUACAAGAAAGGUUACCCUGGUGACGCCCCGAAACAGGGUAUUUUUUUAAUAUGUGCAGAACUGCUCAAGAUACAUACGUAAAUUACACUUAUAAUUAUUCGUAAUUUCGAUUUUUUAGUAUACAUAAGUACGCUUUAGUCUUUUAAAAAGACAUGGAUGUUUUAAUUGUAU
Messenger RNA from Cephus cinctus (wheat stem sawfly), 1520 nucleotides. RefSeq lists its product as uncharacterized. The transcript is spliced from 5 exons. The coding region runs from base 189 to 1430 and encodes 413 amino acids. Lineage: Eukaryota; Metazoa; Arthropoda; Insecta; Hymenoptera; Cephidae. The record is from RefSeq and is a predicted model, not a curated record.